Molecule: messenger RNA, 1434 nt
Organism: Peniophora sp. CBMAI 1063
Lineage: Eukaryota; Fungi; Basidiomycota; Agaricomycetes; Russulales; Peniophoraceae
Source: the annotation of a GenBank genome assembly
AUGUCCUUCGUGUGUCAACAAUGUAAACAGCCUCUUCAACUCGAUGCGUCUCUCGUGGAUCUCGCCCCGAGCGCGUAUGACAUGCUCCUACAUUCACUUCCGCCGCCAGCGCCUCUACCACCGCGGGGUUCUCUCGAUGCACUCUCUGCUCCUCCUGAGAUACGUGCAGCGUAUGCACGAGCGUCACAUGAGCAACCUGCACGCCGUACUAUCUCGCCACGGGCGCUAGGAUUACCACAAGAGAGCUUCGUACUGUUGCAGGACAGUGUGUUACGGGGAAUGCCGCCGGCAACUCCGUCGUCGGCGUUUAAUUCACCAUCUACAUCUACGCCCCCGACGUCACCAUCAAGGCGAAACCAGCGCGCAGGAAGCCAAGCUCAAGCACCGCCACCCGAACCACCUCAUGAGCCUCAGAGCUUGUCGCACCACCUACGCAGCACACAACGGUUAUUGGGGGUUCUAAGCGCUCGGACAGACGCUGAACAUCCAUUAUGCGGAGAAUGUACAUCAACCUUGCUAUCACACCUCUCGCGUCAACUGGACGAGACGAAGAAGGAACGUGAUGGAUACGCGGCCUUCGAGCGCGAAGUUCGGAGAGAGAGGGAGCGGGAAAAGGACGGUGGGAUGAGCAAGGAAGAGGCAGAGAGAAGGAUAAGGGAGCUGGAAGAGGAAGAGAGACAGGCGGUAGAAGCUGUACGGCGUGCCGAGCUCGAGCGUAUACGUCUCGCAGAAGAAUUGCGCGCACUCGAGGCGGACGAAGCGGCGCUCGAGCUCGAAGAAGAGGAGUUCUGGCGAGCCUACAACGCUCAGACACGCGCGGCAUCUGCACAGCAGGCGCAACUCGCGGCUUUGAGAGCUGCGUAUGCUGCGGACGCGCAGACGCUGGAGAGGUUGGAACGGACAAAUGUGUACAAUGAUGCGUUCUGUAUCGGGCACGAUGGGCCGUUUGGGACGAUCAAUGGGUUGAGGUUGGGACGGGUUCCGGGCGUACCGGUGGAGUGGGCGGAGGUGAAUGCUGCGUGGGGACAGACGUUGCUGUUGCUGUAUACUGUGGCGAGGAAGUUGGACUUCACGUUCGAACAGUACCGACUCGUGCCUAUGGGAAGCCAUAGCAGGAUCGAGCGCACCACGGGCGACAAGGCGACGUAUGAGUUGUACGGAUCAGGCGACCUUCAUCUGGGUCGCUUGUUGCACAAUCGACGCUUCGACUUCGCAAUGGUCGCCUUCCUCGAAUGUCUCAGGCAGAUUACCGACUGGGCCAAAGGCCAAGACUCGACAAUCGAGUUCCCGCAUGCCAUCGCGAAGGAUCGGAUAGGCGACUUCAGUAUCAAGCUUCAGUUCAGUCAGGAAGAAGCAUGGACUCGCGCUCUACGACAUGUUCUGUUGGCGUUGAAGAUCCUACUGAAGUGGACCACGAACGGUAGCAACGGCUAG